Ficedula albicollis (Collared flycatcher) is the source of this 936-nucleotide messenger RNA. Its product is annotated as translation initiation factor IF-2-like. NCBI's taxonomy places the organism in Eukaryota, Metazoa, Chordata, Aves, Passeriformes, Muscicapidae. The coding region runs from base 217 to 936 and encodes 239 amino acids. The record is from RefSeq and is a predicted model, not a curated record. The transcript has 3 exons.
GGUGGGGCCUGUGGCUCAGUCGGCGAUCGGGAGCAGCAGCAGCGGGAGCAGGGGCGGCAGCGGGAGCAGGAGAUCCCGGGAGAGGAGCCAGGGGAGCGCGCCGGGAGGAGAUCCGCACCGCUCCGCUCCGCGCCGUGUGCCCCGCAGCCAAGGGCGCGGAGACCCCACCGAUGACUCCGCUCCACGGAGCCCCCCCAGCCCACACCAAGGACAGAGAUGGCCCGAGCUGUCGAUAACGAAGGAGCUGCACCGACGGGCGCGGACAGAGCAUCCCCCGGGGUGAGGGCGGAUACGGGGGGGAGCAUGCCCCCGGGGGCAAGGACGACGGACACCGACAGAGCUUCUCCCCCACCCCCCCCAAAGGCGACAAAGACAGCACGGCCUGGCAAAGGUAAGGUGGAUGGAGAGCACACCGGCCCCCCCAAAUGGGAGAGGGUCGGACACCGCCCCGGCUCAACAAAGGCAAGGACAGACAAGCACCGGGACAGCGAGGGACCGCGCCGGCCCCCCCACAUCGGAGGGGUUUGGCCAUCGCCCCGGUUCAAAACAGCUAAAGACCAAAUAAAGUUGGCAAAAAUCACAUCAAGUGCUGUGCCUGAUCUCUGCUCUCCCAAUGAGUCACUCGCCACCCAAACCACGGUCAAAGCCGCCCCCGCCCCGCGCAGAGGAGCACGGAGACCCUCGGGCGGGCGGGGAGCGCGGGGGGGCCGGGGGUGUCUCCGUCCCCCUCCUCCCUGGGCGGUGCUGGGGGGUUUCAGGGCUCUCCUGGCGGGAAUGGCGGGGCUGGGGGUCUCUGGCUGUGUCACACCAGGGGGUGCUCAGGGUGCUCACCCCAGGUGGGCAAAGACAGAGACGAUCCCGCCCCUCCAGAAGUGGCGGAGCGGCAGCGACGCGCGUUUCCGAUCUCAGCGACGCGCGUGGAGACCCCACCGAUGA